Molecule: messenger RNA, 3688 nt
Organism: Betta splendens (Siamese fighting fish)
Lineage: Eukaryota; Metazoa; Chordata; Actinopteri; Anabantiformes; Osphronemidae
Gene: ppardb
Product: peroxisome proliferator-activated receptor delta b
Exons: 8
Coding region: 440-1954 (504 amino acids)
Biological process (GO): negative regulation of inflammatory response; cell differentiation; positive regulation of transcription by RNA polymerase II
Cellular component (GO): nucleus
Molecular function (GO): RNA polymerase II cis-regulatory region sequence-specific DNA binding; zinc ion binding; nuclear receptor activity
Source: RefSeq, a predicted model, not a curated record
AGGAGAGGACAGGAGGGGGGGAGUGAAGCAAAGCCAAGCACGGGCGCAGCUACGAACAACAAGGAGAGAGUCGUGGAGGGAUUAUCGCUGAACGGUGCUUGUCUGCGUGAGAUAUGGUGGCGGACAAACGCGCCCGCGCCGUCCGCCCGCCGCAGCGUCGUUGGCUCACGAGCGCCCGGGUCGGUGUGACGCUCCGCUAGUGUUUUCCCGACGUUAGCCGCCGCGGCUAGCUAACCGCCGCCGCUGACUUCACACAACUUGUCAACAGCCGAUCGAUCCCGGACGGGACUCUGGACUGUUUCCACGGCGUGUUUAUCCGGGCGCCCGGCGACCUUUUCGUAGCGUAAAAUCCGCCUGAAUCAGCAGCACUGUGGGGAGAGUGGAGCUAUGAUGGAAACGUGACAGAAAGGGAGUCGCUGAGUCAGCUUCAACGGGAACCAUGGAGGGGUUUCAGCAACCCGCUGCAGAGCUGCACGAGAGGGUGAACGGCUACUGUCAGCCAAAGUCGCCCCAGGAAGUGGAGAGGGACUCAGGGGGUUCAGACAGCUGUGGUGCCACAAGCGUGUCAGAGCUUACAGACCUGCAAGAGUUGAAGGCCAGGGAGAGCGAGGAUGAGGACGAUAAGAAGAAGACAACGAAGGAUGUGGUCCCUGCCUCCAAAGGCCUUAAAAGGGACCAGAAGAGAAAAGAGAAGGAGAAUCUGUGCGAGGAGGAAAACAAUCACAGCAAGCAAAACAACAGCGCAGCGUCCAGCUACACCGAUCUGUCCCAUACCUCAUCUCCCUCGCUAUCGGAACAGCUGCGUCUUGGCCGAGAAGACAAUACAGGGGCUGGGAUCAGUGUAGAGUGUAAGGUGUGUGGGGACAAGGCCUCUGGGUUCCACUAUGGCGUGCAUGCCUGUGAGGGUUGCAAGGGCUUUUUCCGGCGAACUGUGCGAAUGAAACUGGAAUACGAGCGCUGUGAGCGCUCCUGCAAGAUCCAGAAGAAGAAUCGAAACAAGUGCCAAUAUUGUCGCUUCCAGAAGUGCCUGUCUUUGGGAAUGUCCCAUGAUGCGAUCAGAUAUGGACGUAUGCCUGAGGCGGAACGGAAGAAGCUGGUGGCAGGCCUGCUUGCAGAGGAGCAGAAACUUGGAAAACCAGGUGGUUCAGACCUCAAGACUUUGGCCAAACAAGUAAACACAGCAUACUUGAAGAACCUCAGUAUGACCAAGAAAAGGGCCCGAAGUAUCCUAAUGGGCAAAACUAGCAGCACAGCACCAUUUGUGAUCUAUGACGUGGACACUCUCUGGAAGGCAGAAAGUGGUGUGGUUUGGAGCCAGCUAGUUCCAGGUGCUCCCCUGACCAAGGAGAUUGGAGUCCACGUGUUCUACCGCUGCCAGUGCACUACGGUGGAGACUGUACGAGAGCUCACCGAAUUUGCCAAGUGCAUUCCAGGCUUUGUGGACCUCUUUCUCAAUGACCAGGUGACAUUACUGAAGUACGGUGUGCACGAGGCUAUUUUUGCCAUGCUGCCGUCUCUCAUGAACAAAGAUGGACUGUUGGUGGCUAAUGGUAAAGGCUUCGUGACAAGAGAAUUUCUGCGCAGCUUAAGAAAGCCCUUCAGUGAGAUCAUGGAGCCCAAGUUUGAGUUUGCUGUCAAGUUUAAUGCGCUUGAGCUGGAUGACAGUGACCUGGCCCUGUUUGUUGCUGCCAUUAUUCUCUGUGGAGAUCGCCCCGGGCUCAUGAACGUGAAGCAGGUGGAGCAGAGUCAGGACAAUAUUCUGCAGGCCCUGGACCUCCACCUCCAAGCUAAUCACUCUGACUCUGUCUACCUCUUCCCCAAGCUGCUGCAGAAGAUGGCGGACCUCCGUCAGCUGGUUACUGAGAACGCUCAGCUCGUCCAAAAGAUCAAAAAAACUGAGUCGGAGACUUCGCUCCAUCCUCUACUACAGGAGAUCUAUAAAGACAUGUACUAGUAUUCUUCAGCACAGACUGCUUUCAGCAAUACUGUUACAGACUAAAUUUACCUUUGUAAUAAUACACUGCAUUCAGUACAAGCACUGUUCCGCAUACGGGCGUGGGUUUCAACGUGCAGAUGAAGCAAAGUCGUGCGGUAGGGCUAACACAAUCAGCAAAGUCUUUACCAUGUCAGCAUUACCCCAUCACAGUAGAGUGUGUGUCUGUGUGUGCGAGAGUGUGUGUGUGAUGAGCAUCUGGAAACAUUUGCUGCGAGUCCUGGCUUCCCACAUCGGCCACUUAACUGAGAAAAUGACAUGUUUUCUCACCAACGCUGCUCCUAUUUCAUCCUAAUAGCAAAGCUGACCCCAGAGCAGCAUGUAGAGAGCGCUGCUCCCCGCUCACCUCAGCCGGGUCUCGCUGUAAAGGGAAAGCUUUUCACGUUCACAUGCCAACGGCGAAGAUGAAGUAGAACAACCUGUCGGUUGUUCCUGUGCAAGUUCCACAUGCCAACGCCAGUGUCAGGUGGAGCGAUUACGCUGUGACGAUGCACAAUUUAGGUUUGUUUACAGCUUCAUCAUCAUCAUCAUCAUCAACAACGGUCACUCUCUUUGCCAUAUGGUUAAAUGAACACAAACUGGGCUGGCUCCAGCAGUGUAGAGCUGUGCAAUACCUUUUCCAUUUGUCCAAGUCCUUCUAGGUUUUGCUCUAAAGCCAUCUGCCCCUGUGGGAACCUACAGACGAUGCUGCACAGAUUCUAUGUCUGAAACUGACACUAUAAACACGUGACCUGUUAAAGUACAAGGGACAGCAUGUUUUUCUUCGGCUGACAUGCGGAUGAGCUUAGUUUAUGCUGAAUAAUGACGUUUCUAAUUAUUUGUAAUUGUCGAUCAUAUUUCUAAGGGCAAACACAAAUUCUCAUCUUGUUUUUAUGUUUUAACUAUAUGAUUUUUGUAUGACAUGUCUGCAUAUUUAGCUUAGGAGGAACCAAAUAUAUUGUCAAGAAAAUUACCAAACUUUUACCUAAUGAAGAAUUUGGAUAUAAGGCCUUAAUAGGAGUUGUCUCAAAACCAACCAGCAUAUUGUACCAUAAUUUCAGCAUUGGCAAAACUGAUGAUGGUUAGAAAUUAACGUCCAGAAGUGGAGUCAUGGGACAUUUCUGUGUUCAGAGAGGAUAUCACCACGGUCCUAGAUGAUGAUUCCUUUUGUGUAACAUCUGCUCUGUCUUGCAUGGAGAGAAACUGGAUGUAACCGCCUUACAAUACUGUAGCAAGAACUCAUAAAUUUCCAAGUGUUUUCUUCCUAAUCUGUAGAUGUUUUGUCGCUGUACUUGUUCUGAAUGGACUUCCUGGUGUCAGCACCGGCGCCCCAGUCCACCUUCAGAGGUCUCCUCCCCGGCUCUUACUCUGUCUCGAUCCCUAUCUACCUCUGCUGUGUAAUCUGUGACAUUAUUCCACUGUCUCAAUUAAUCUGACGUGUUUUGUUGGUUUUUUGCCUUAAUUCCUUGCUUCUGAUACACGUUGCAACACUGACAUUGUGGCGUAACCAAGCCAGCAAAGCGCGUGUGGAUGGAUAAAGCAAGAAAGCAUACCAAAAACCUUGAUGUAAGCUACCUCUAUGCCUGUGAGCGAUGGAUGGACAGAUUUGUUCACACAAACACGUAAAGACUUGAAAUCAUUUCGUCCUCACAGUUACAUGUAACCCAGACCUUAGUUUAGUCUCACCUCACCUAUAAACUUUAUUAUAAAUACUCA